GUAAAACAAUGGUGUUAUUAGUUCUUAUCAGUGUUUUGUUUUCUGUGUUUCGAGCGUCAGUGGGAAAUUCUGAAUAUGUUGAUUUGUCUCCACAGAAUAUAAUGAUGGUGAUAGCGAAAGAGAGAAUAUUCUUGAUUGAAAAUACAAAUGAACACAACAAAGAGUUCAAUGACAUUUUUGAAAAAGUUUGCGGCAACUAUUAUGCUGUAGAACGCGGACCUGUUGAAGAAUCUUACCAAUAUCCCUACGUUAUUAACUUCGCUGUUCCUGGCUCAUAUAAUUACAACAAUAAUAUACUGGAAGAUAACUUCGUGAACGCCGGCAGCAUAACCGAUCCAAAUAAGAUAAACUGUACCAAAAUACACAAUGAAAUCUACUGCAACGAAACCGCGAAUCUUGUUAGCAUUAGUCUAUCCAAACAUGACGACGGAUCUGUGUUGGAAUUAGUUCAAAGCCUCACCCUAGAUAGCAUUCAUUCUUUAACUGAAGACAGUUGCAGACCACAGUUCAAAAGUAUAGCGCAUUUGAACACUGUCCUUAUUUGUCAGUCAUUAAAGAGAGAGAUUUUCUGGACCCUCAAACAACGCUAUUUCAUGUUCAAUUUGAUACAAAUUGAUGACGACAGUUCUUGCGAUGAAGCUAUCAGAGAUAACCAACAUCGGCUUCUAGCGAUACUGAGGCCUGAACCUAAAAUUGACACAUUAGUACCAACUGUCUUAUUAAGAACUCCUUAUAUAUCCUCCGAGAUGAGAACAGGUCUUCCGAAUUCUAAGAACCUAAUUCCAUGGCAAUUGUUGAAAUUUGGAAUUGUGAAGUUUAUACAAAAUGUUGGCUGGCGAAGAGUGGUGGUAGUGUCUGAUGAUUCUGAAUAUAGCGUUGAUUUUGAAAAGGAAUUGACGGAUUUAUUGCAUAGAGAAAAAAUUGUGUACACUACCGUUCGAUGUGAUGGCGCUGAGUGCAGUUUAGAGAGCCUAUUAAAAAUAUUGAAGAAAGUCUCACCAAAGAUAGUCAUCGCUAACUUGAAGAAGAGUUAUGAUUUACACCACUUAAUAACCAAUUUCAAUCUCCACACCACAUGGAUAUUGAGGGAUGUAGAAGACGCAGAUAUGAUCCAACUUAAUAAACAGGAUCCACAUAGAAGAAAUUUGUUCUCUGUGAGUUUGCGUGCCUACACAAAGGAAACGGACUACCGCUGCGGUAUGGAGGACGAUAUUACAGCCGGUGUUGAAGCGAUCGCUUACGCUUAUAAUUAUUCCAACAUUACCAGUAUCGCCAACGACAUGAAGAAAAAGAAAUUUUACAGUUUGAUCGCAGAAAAAAUGAAUGAAUUGAAAAGAAACGAAGCUGUUGUUUGUGUUAAGAACUUAUUUAAAAAUAAUUUAGUUUCAACAAUGUAUGUAAACGCUACAGGGGCAAAAGUACAUAGUUUCAAGCAACCCUUUAAGAAGGUUCCAGAAGACGGGCCAUUCUGCUUGGCUUACAGCAACAAAUACUUCUACCCUUGUGAUAACGUAUUGCCUUUAGUUUACAUUUGUGUUAUUGUCAUGUUCUUUAUCACUGUCCUAUGGCUAGCCUGUUACUUUGAUAAAACUACGCCUUUAAACCGAAAUAACUAUUAUCGACAUUUUGAUUAAAU
Molecule: messenger RNA, 1636 nt
Organism: Spodoptera exigua (beet armyworm)
Lineage: Eukaryota; Metazoa; Arthropoda; Insecta; Lepidoptera; Noctuidae
Source: the annotation of a GenBank genome assembly